Messenger RNA from Dendrobium catenatum, 3387 nucleotides. Its product is annotated as protein SPA1-RELATED 4-like. Gene Ontology annotation, biological process: photomorphogenesis; protein phosphorylation. Lineage: Eukaryota; Viridiplantae; Streptophyta; Magnoliopsida; Asparagales; Orchidaceae. The transcript has 8 exons. The coding region runs from base 476 to 3001 and encodes 841 amino acids. The record is from RefSeq and is a predicted model, not a curated record. Gene Ontology annotation, molecular function: ATP binding; protein kinase activity; protein binding.
AUCGCACAGAAAAACAUCUCUGCGAAGGGUUUAGCCGAAGUAAGCAGCUCGGCCUCUUCUUCUGUGCUGGCGGAAAAAGAAAAAGAGAUUGGUGGGGGCCGAUAGAGAGUAAAAGUGAAGAGUGGGCUGAGGACUUGUGAGGUUGAGAAGCUCCGGAGGGAGAAAAAAAAAGGUUUUUUGAGUAUUCGGGCUUGUUGGAGAACUCACUUUUUCAUCGUGGAGAUGGGAGUUCUCUGCAUAUGGUUUGAUCAAUAGAAAGCUGUUAGUUUUGCUUUUCGUGCUUGAAAGGUGGGAUCUUGCCGAUCAAGGUGAGCCUUUUUUCUUUGCUCGGGCGAUUCAAAUUCGUGCAGACUUGACCCGGAGUUAAGUUUCCAGUUAAUGGGUGUUGAGGCUAUUGAUUUUCGCUUCUGUUGCAUGAAAGGCGUGAGCUUGGGGCUUAAUAAGUGUUUAUUUCUUGCGAUGGGAUAGAGGCCGAAUGGAAGGUUCCAAAGAGGAGUCGGGCUUGGAGAGAUCAUCCACCUCGAGACACUUGAAAGCAGGAGGCCAUGUUGCCGCCUCCAGACGUGGCUUCGGUUUGAUUGCCGGCAGCAGUUCUAAGGAGGAGGAGGUAGCAGGAGAUGGUAAAAGAAGUUUUGAUACUACCUGGCUGAAGACUACUGGUGGCAGCGGCGGUCGAAGCCAAGGGGAAGUCAGCCUUAGGGAGUGGUUGGACAAGCACGGUCGGUCGGUAGACUUUAUGGAGUGCCUACACAUUUUCCGGCAGGUUGUAGAGACGGUUAACCGUGCACACCAUCAAGGAGUAGUAGUUAAUAACAUUAGGCCUUCUUGCUUUGUGAUGUCAACCUUCAACUCUGUCUCAUUCAUUGAAUCUGCUUCUUGCUCGGGCUCGGACUCCGACUCUUCCUAUGGAGAAGAAGAAGGCAGUAGUUGCGGUGCCGCGAAAACCCUUACACCCGGCGAGGGUAUCUCUGCUGGUGCUUUCGAGAGUUCUGCACAUGCCACUCAAUUGUCUUUGGUGGAGGAGAUGAAGAGAAAGGGAGAAUUAAGUGAGUUGAGUGCAGUUGGGGAGAGGAGAUACUUUCCUCUUAAGAAGUUAUUAAGUAUGGAGUUUAAUUGGUAUAAAAGCCCUGAAGAAACUCAGGAAAGACAAAGUGUAUUCGCCUCAGAUGUAUACAAAUUAGGUGUUCUACUAUUUGAGUUGUUUUGCAUGUUUGAAACUAUGGAAGAGAAGCUUGGUAUAAUGUCCAACUUGAGACAUCGUGUGCUUCCACCACAGAUGCUGCUUAAGUGGCCAAAUGUGGCAUCAUUUUGCCUAUGGCUGUUGCACCCCGAGCCAAGUAAUCGGCCUAAAAUGAGUGAGGUUUUACAAAGUGAGUUCCUGAAUGAAAAAAGGGAUAGUUUGGAAGAGCGUGAAGUGGCCAUCAAGUUGAAGGAGGAGAUUGAAGAGCAGGAGUUACUCCUUGAAUUUCUUUUGAACCUGCAAAGAACAAAGCAAGAAGCUGCUAAUAUGUUUCAUCACAAUGUUUCCUUUCUUUCUGGUGAUAUAGAAGUAGUUCGAACUCAGAGGUCAAUGCUUAUGAAGGAAAGUGGCUUUCUUGGAGUGGAGAAAGGCGAUCACUCUUCCAUUGAUAAAAUAAAGAGUCCAUUACCCUCUUAUGAAAUAGAUGAUGAUUCCGAUUCCUCGGGAUCGAGGAAGCGAAGUAAACCAGAAUGUAAGGAUUGUGUAGAGGCCAACCAUGAGAGUCAAGGCAAUGUGUUUUCAAAGAGUUCUCGAAUCAUGGAUAACUUCAGAAAGUUGGAGGCAGCUUAUUUUUCAUCUAGAUGUAAGCACGUAAAGCCGGCAUGCAAACUUGCAAGCAAAAAGUUACUAGUCACUAAUACUAGCAGAGGAUCAACUGACAAAACUCAGGGGAGUUCUGUUGAUGACUUGGUUUCCAAGGAAUCCCAAAGUGGAAGUAGAAUGGGUGAAUGGAUUAAUCCCUUCCUCGACGGCUUGCGUAAAUACUUAACCUUCAGUAAAUUUAGAGUUUGUGCUGAACUUAAACAAGGAGACCUGCUAAACUCAUCUAAUUUAAUUUGCUCCCUUGCUUUCGAUCGAGACAAGAAUUUUUUCGCUACUGCUGGCGUAAAUAAGAAGAUCAAAGUUUUCGAAUACGAUGCAAUUAUAAAUGAUGACAGGGAUAUUCAUUAUCCUUUGGUUGAGAUGGCAUGCAGGUCAAAACUCAGCAAUGUUUGCUGGAACAGUUAUAUCAAGAGUCAGAUAGCUUCUAGUGACUUUGAAGGGGUGGUGCAGAUAUGGGAUGUCCCUAGAAGCCAAGUCCUUGUUGAAAUGAGGGAGCAUGAGAAACGUGUGUGGUCUGUUGACUACUCGUUAACAGAUCCCACAAUGUUGGCUACUGGAAGCGAUGAUGGAACUGUGAAGCUCUGGAAUAUUAAUCAGGGAGGAAGCACUGGCACUAUUAGAACAAAGGCAAAUGUAUGUUCGGUUCAAUUUUCACCUGAAUCUGGCAGAAUAAUUGCUGUUGGUUCAGCAGAUCAUAAUGUGUACUGCUAUGAUCUGCGUAAUAUAAGGAUACCUCUUUGCAAGUUUGUUGGCCAUAGUAAGACUGUGAGCUAUGUGAAGUUCUUGGAUUCAUCAAAUCUCAUAUCUUCUUCGACGGAUAACACGAUAAAGCUCUGGGAGUUGUCGAUGGGCGCAUCGAGGGUGCUUGACAAUCCUAAUCUGACAUUCUCUGGGCAUACAAAUGUGAAGAAUUUUGUCGGUCUCUCCAUUUCUGAUGGCUAUAUUGCUACAGGUUCUGAAACAAAUGAGGUUUUUGUAUAUCAAAAAGCUUUCCCCAUGCCUGUUAUGUCUUACAAUUUUGGCUGCAUUGAUCCAAUUUCUGGCCUUGAAGACUGCAAUGCGAACCAGUUCAUCUCCUGCGUGUGCUGGCGAGACCAAUCUUCGACUCUGGUUGCGGCGAAUUCGAGUGGCAACAUCAAAAUUUUGGAAAUGGUGUGAUUCUCUCUCUCUCUCUCUUUCUAACAUGAAAUCAUUUCAUUUCUCUGGUUAGAAAUUUAUAUUCUGGAAGGUUUGAAUGAUAUUUCUUGUUUCCUCAGAUGUAGUAGAUCAGGUUGAUGGCCUGAUAUGUACAUUAUUAGCUUCAUAGAAAAUGAAUGGCAAAAGCAUGUUGUUUAUAGGCAAUUUGAGUACAUUUCUGUUUUGCUUCCAUUUGUUCUUUUGUGAUAAGAUCUCACAUUGAAUUUACUUUGCAGGCUUCUAAGGUUUAUGUUGUGUUUGUGUGAUUAGAAGGGUAUUUAAGAUCAUAAUUAAUGAAUAGGUUGUUGGAGUAGUUGGCUCUGUAACUUGGGGUAAUUUGAUUCAUUUAUGAGAUUUUUGUUGAAUUA